Molecule: messenger RNA, 900 nt
Organism: Crotalus tigris (Tiger rattlesnake)
Lineage: Eukaryota; Metazoa; Chordata; Lepidosauria; Squamata; Viperidae
Product: tetraspanin-3-like
Exons: 1
Coding region: 1-900 (299 amino acids)
Cellular component (GO): membrane
Source: RefSeq, a predicted model, not a curated record
AUGGAGUUAUUUCUGGAAGGAGGGAGAGAAGUAGAGAGGAAGAAGGAAAGGAAGAAUGUAUAUAAGAUUGUAAUGAAAUAUCAUAAAAUCAGAAGGAUUUGCUCUAAUUUCAGUUUCAACCCUUUUUUGCUACUUGCCACUGAGCCCUGGGAGACAGCCUUACCUAAAGUAGUCCUGACUUUCAUUGGUUUCUUUCUUUGGGGAGUUUCCCUGCUAUUACUGCUUGGAGGAAUAUUCCUGAUCCUUACCUACAAAAGCUAUGGAGCUUUCUUUCCAAAUCAAUUCUUCCUUCUGCCAGGCUGGCUGGCUAUCCUGACUGCUGGUCUGCUUUUCCCAGCCGGGUUGCUAGCAGUCUACAUUCCUGUGAAAAGUUCUCACUAUCAUCAAGGGACUCUUAUGUAUUUGCUGCUGGUCCUGUUCUGUCUGGAAGCUUCCUCACUCACCAUGACCCAAGUCUACUCGGCCAAAGCAUGCUACCAAUUGAAAAGCAGCUUGGGUCACUUUUUUCACCAAUACAACUGGAGCUUUCCACAUCAUUGCAGCACUGAGAUCGUGGAUUCCAUCCAUAAACAAUUAAAGUGUUGUGGGAUCUACAAUUACACUGACUGGACAGAAGGGCUCCCAAAGUAUCUCCAGAGUGGACACGUCUUUGUUCCAGAAAGCUGUUGCAAAGAGACUUUUUUGGACUGCAGUGGUGACCUAAACAAAUCAGAGAAGCUCUUCAAGGAAGGAUGCCUUAUGAAGCUAAAGAAAAGGCUGCAUUUUAUCACACAUUAUAUGGUGUGGUGUGGUGUGCUGGUCAUUUGCCUGGAGGUGUUAGCUGCUGUCAGCAAUGGAAUACUAAUGAAGGCGCCACCAGCCCAAGACUUUCACAUGUUGGAUUCUUCUGCUUUUUCUUAA